AUGAGCCAUGAGAACGUACAGCCUCAAGUCAUUGCUGAGCUCAUGCGACAACUCCAUCGACAGCAGCCCGCUAACUUCCUCAACUCGUGCGGUCCUCCGGAAACCUCAGCCACCGCUCAAGAGCAUGGCAUUCUAGAUGGGGUGCUUCCGAGCUGGCUGAAGGACAGAAGAGUAACUCUACCCAAUGCACUGGAUCCGACCGAGAUCCAUGCUGUCGUUCGUGGCUCACAAGUGUCACCAUAUUCUCGCGGUUUCUUCUCCCUAAAACUCCUCAUUGAAGCCGAGUUCCCGAGGCUGCCUCCUCGAGUGGUGUUCAGUACUAGAGUAUUUCAUCCUAAUAUUGAUGAAGCUACAGGAGAUGUUUGUAAGCUGGCUUUGGGCCGAAUGUGGUCCGGCGAGAAUUGGAGCCUCCAACAGUUUCUGGAGGAUAUUGUCGAUCUGAUGGAGCGGCCGAUUUUGGACAAGCCGCUCAACAUGACCGCGGCCAGACUGUUCUCUGCUGACCGUGACGGGUAUGAUCGUCGUGCUCGGUUAUGCACUGUAUUGCAUGCUCUGCCCCGCUCGUUGACUCCGGUCAAACGUCGACUUCAGUUUGAUGACGACGCUUAUUCUAGAGACGUUAACGAUGAAGGACUAGUCUCGAUGGCUGCCAUUGCAGGAAUGGGGUUAUCUAUUGACUCCAUUGAAGCGACUGAAGAAGAUGCGUUUUCCGAUUCGAAUAGUCCUUCCACGCCGUGCGCUAUGAGUGUCGAUGGUGACUCUGAGCGGAACGACUACGUCCCUUGUCAGAGGGUUCCGUUGGAGAUCGAUGUUGACGAUGACAGUAGCAGUGAUGAUAGUGAAUGUGAACAGCCAGUGGCCAGUGAUGGUAUGGUGACUCCACAGAAGAGCUAUCCCCGGUACUCUCCUUCAUCUGAGCUCCGCAGCGCUCAGAGGCUUGCAAGUACUCCUAAGGGUGGAUUAUUCGGCAGAGCCGGGACCGUCCUUGACGGGUCUGAGUUCUCCGAGAGAGCUGAUGAGCUUGGCGAGCUCUUCAUAGUGGUGUCCGGGAAGGAGGGAAUGUGGAGUACUAUAUUCUGCCCGGACACCAUAGUGUCGAAAAUUAGCAGUGUAACCCGCUUGUGGCCUUCGACAUUGGUAUGGAAAGGAGUUCAUCCAGAAACUCGCAUCGCCUGCGCACGGACAUACCUCUUGCCGUCCCACGAUACGUCUGAUGACGACAUAGAAGAGAUUGAGUCCAUGACAAUGGAAGCUAUUCGACUAGUCCGAGAUGUUGCUGGGGCUAUCGGUAAUGGCGAAGGCAGCGCUGCCGGGGUGAAGGUUGAUUGGAUUGAUGCAUUCGGAUCAACUUCGGAGAGGAGGCCGGAAGGAGCUGAGAUUACUUGCGCUUUUAUAUCGGCAGUCGUCACGAGCAAAGACAUAACGGUCGUCUAUGGGGAUACCUACAUGUUCCGAGAUGGGGGAGAGGACGUGAUCGCCGUCACCACUGACAGGAUGUCGCAAUUGACGCCUCUAUCUUGGAGCUGUUCGAGGUCGCAGAUUAGGGAGAAGUGUGCAGUAGAGGAUGAUGCCGCAAGGUUCCUAUCGGAGCACCGAGGGGUCCGUAUGGGUCGCCUCUUGCUCAACAUGGCAGGGAAGACUAUGAACAAUAAAGAGACCUCCAGCGACGAGUCGAGGGCGACGAAGAGUCUUGGAGAACUCGAGUUUGCACCUCCUGACGUCACAAGUCGUUCGAGGAUCGGAUUAUGGAAAUGCCACGCCUCGAAGAGAUCUCUCCUGGCUCGUGUUGGGAUCACGUAUGGGAAGAUGAACAUGUAG
Perkinsus marinus ATCC 50983 is the source of this 1818-nucleotide messenger RNA. Its product is annotated as ubiquitin-conjugating enzyme e2, putative. The record is from RefSeq and is a predicted model, not a curated record. The coding region runs from base 1 to 1818 and encodes 605 amino acids. Lineage: Eukaryota; Perkinsozoa; Perkinsida; Perkinsidae. The transcript has 15 exons.